AUGUCUGAAACUGCAGCCUGGCCGCCCGCGAACGGGCUCACCACCAAGAUCGUCCCGCGAAAGGACGCCAUCCUCACCAUCGCCUACUCGACGGCAGUGCACGCGCCGGCGUCGCUCGUAUUCGAUACCCUUCUCCGCGCCAAAGACUACGAAGCAUGGAACACGUGGGUACCCGUCGCGGAGAUCCAGUCGCCCGGGAACGAUCUCGAUUCGACUAGUCAAGAGCGUAUGAGCAUCGGCUGCUCCAUGGAGUUCCAUGUCAUCAUGAACGCGGACAAGCCGAACGACAUCACAAAGACGCAGCUGAAGGUCGUCGACAUCAGCACGCCCUCUGCGCCGACAUCCUACCUCACACCCGACCUCCUCGAAGACCCCUCGUUUACGGCCGAUCUUAGCAAGGUAUAUAGGGUGAGUUGGACGGGCAACGGCGGCAUGUACGGCUUUGCGCCCAAGCUGGAGCGCUUCCACGAGGUCAUUGUCACUGGAGAAAACGAAUGCGAGGUCAGGUCGUGGGAGAUCAUGACUGGCAUGCUGUCAAGGGUUGUCAAGCUGAUGAUGGAGGACACGUUGAAGGGCAAGGUCGCCCUCUGGUGCGACGAUCUGAAGCGGUAUUGUGAGAAACAACAUAGCGGAGGCGCGGCGGCUUGA
Molecule: messenger RNA, 648 nt
Organism: Alternaria incomplexa
Lineage: Eukaryota; Fungi; Ascomycota; Dothideomycetes; Pleosporales; Pleosporaceae
Exons: 1
Coding region: 1-648 (215 amino acids)
Source: RefSeq, a predicted model, not a curated record